This is a messenger RNA of Carassius auratus (goldfish), 3231 nucleotides long. It is a transcript of the gene st8sia5, whose product is annotated as ST8 alpha-N-acetyl-neuraminide alpha-2,8-sialyltransferase 5. The record is from RefSeq and is a predicted model, not a curated record. Gene Ontology annotation, biological process: N-glycan processing; oligosaccharide metabolic process. The coding region runs from base 285 to 1616 and encodes 443 amino acids. NCBI's taxonomy places the organism in Eukaryota, Metazoa, Chordata, Actinopteri, Cypriniformes, Cyprinidae. The transcript has 9 exons. Gene Ontology annotation, molecular function: alpha-N-acetylneuraminate alpha-2,8-sialyltransferase activity.
UGAUGAGAGGAAGAGGAGCGUGUCAUCGUCUGCGCGCUCUCCGCAUUUGGGACGCGCUUUCUGCAGGAGCGUCGCGUAUUGCAGGUUAUGAGAGAUUUGCUACAAGACGAUUGACCUCAUUGGGCAGUUGUACUGACAUACUCACGGGAAGGUUGCUCAAACGCGAUACUGGAGCGAAAAGGAGCUGCAAUGGAGACUGAGAGCGCAUUGGUGCUCGUGAGGACGGUAAACAAGCGCGGGUGUGACUCGAUGUGUCUUCUGUAGGGCAAACGCUCUUCUGAAGGAUGGGCUACUCAGAUCCGACAGCUAAUAGAGAUCUGUUAGGAAACAGAUCCUUGUGUUUUAUUUUCAUAUGUGCUUUUGGACUGGUCACCUUAUUGCAGCAAAUCCUCUAUGGCAAGAACUACAUUAAAAGUGGGCAACAUUUUUCCCGCCUCAAAGGAGAGGAGGUGGGCAACUGGAGCGGGCUCAUUAGUUACCCCGAUGAUGGAGGGAUGAAGCCGGCCAGAAAUGGGAGGAAAAGAUGUGUCCGUCAGAAUUUUCCGCAUUCUGAGGCUCAGAGCUCCGUAGUUAUCACGCCCUGCCUAGCUGAUAUUAAGAAGAAAAAAAAAGAAAAGAAAAGGUAUCUGGAACGCCCCGAUGGCUCUCUGGAGUUCAACUCCACUUCCUGCAAGGAACUACGGCAGGAAAUCACAGAUGUGAAAGUACUGACCAUGGUGAAGACUUCAGAGCUGUUUGAGCGAUGGAGGAACCUGCAGGUGUGUAAGUGGGAGCAAAACAAGGAGGAGGCGGAUAACUUCAAAACGUCUCUGUCACGUUGCUGCAAUGCCCCCUCCUUCCUGUUUACCACAAAGAGAAACACUCCCUCGGGCACCAAACUGCGUUAUGAGGUGGAUACGAGUGGAAUCUUGCACAUCAGCCCGGAGGUCUUUAAAAUGUUCCCUGAUGACAUGCCCUAUUCCAAAUCCCAGUUUAAGAAAUGUGCCGUCAUCGGGAACGGGGGCAUCAUCAAAAACAGCAAAUGUGGACGAGAGAUUGAUGCAGCUGACUUUGUCUUCCGAUGUAAUAUUCCUCCCAUCUCAGAUAUGUACAGUGAAGAUGUGGGAUCUAAGACUGACCUUGUUACAGUAAAUCCCAGCAUUAUAACUGAGAGGUUUCAAAAGUUGGAGAAAUGGAGAAAGCCAUUUUACGAUGUUCUGCGGAACUACGAGAACUCCUCUGUGGUUUUGCCAGCGUUCUAUAACACGAGGAACACAGACGUGUCGUUCCGCGUGAAGUACAUGCUGGAUGACUUCGAGUCGGCCCGCGGCGUGUUCUUCUUCCACCCUCAGUAUCUGCUGAACGUGCAGCGCUUCUGGGCCGUGCAGGGCGUCCGCGCCAAACGCCUCAGCAGCGGACUGAUGCUGGUCACCGCAGCCAUGGAGUUAUGUGAACAAGUGCAUCUCUAUGGCUUCUGGGCAUUUCCCAUGAACCCCUCCGGAAUCUUCAUAACACACCAUUACUAUGACAACGUCAAGCCCCGCCCCGGAUUCCACGCCAUGCCACAUGAGAUCUUCAACUUCAUGCACAUGCACGCUCGCGGCAUCGUGCACGUGCACACGGGCCCCUGCAGGUGAAAUGUACAAGCGUGUGUCUCUGCAAUCUGAUUGGUCCUUUUUGUAGAGCUCCUCCCAUUCACUGGCACCACAGAACUUGGACUUAUGUGCGUGUGCACGAAUAGUUGCCUUAAAGGCCAGGCGUUUUAUUGCUACGUGUUUUUUCAAUAUCGUGUCGGGACAGUUGCAAAAUGAUAUGUGUUUCCUGUUUGGUGAUUUCCCGUAAUGGUGUCGUAUUUGUGUAUCACAGCAGAUAUCACAUUUUAAACUUUGUGAGGAGGCGCCAAACCAUGCACAAUGCAAUAUAGAACACUACAGAUGUUUUCCAGAAGUAAAACUUAUUCAUUUUCUCCAAUUGAUUCUUAAUGAUAAACUUUUUAAGACCGACCUGUUGAGCUCUUUUUGUUACUGAUCGAUGGUAAAUGCUUUUGUUGAAGCCAUCUGUUCGCAUUAACUCAACUUAUUUUUAAUCAUGUUUAAAGGUGCAGUCAUUUUUUGACUGUACUAAAGCAUUAAAAAAUACCAUAAUAGGUUUGCAGACAUUUAGGAAACUUUUUAAGUUCACAUACAGUUUUCUCUGAAAAUGCUAGAGCCAGUUAUUUGAAAUGUGUUCUGUGUCGGAAUGUCGGUUUUUGUUUUGGUCUGUUUGAUUCCACCCACUGCCAGUUUAAACAAAAGUAUUUAGACACCCUGGGUUGCCAGUUCACAGAAAACACAGCAAAUUGCAGCCAUCACAGCCAGCAAACGAACUAGGGCAGAGAUCGCAGAUUCUACCCAACCUAAAAAGCCUCAUCAUUCAUCUAAAAAGCUCUAUGAUCAGAGGAAUAUUAAACGCAGAUAAAAAGAUUCAUCAACUUGGAGUGUAAGAAUCACUCAUCACCUUCCAUUGUUUAUUAAACUCGUUCUUGUUGCCUAUCCUCAAUCUGGCAACCCACGUAAGCAUCCAGCAUAUCUCCAGUAUUUUGAAUUUGGACUGCGGUACCCAUUGCCACCACUAGCUGUCAGUAUCACUGACUAAAUUAAUAGUUUUGUAUUUCUUAAAAACAUAAAACUAUUAAUUUCUUAUAUCAUCUGGUUUAAAGACAGAUUAAGCCAGGAUUUACAUGGUUUAAGAGCAAGUUUAUUGUUCAUUAGCAACCACAUCAGUGCAUAAAAGUAAACUGAAUUUGACAUUUCAGUCGAAACUUUAUGCAUAAAUACAUGUUUAACGCACAGGUUCUUAAGUUAUUUAAGAUAAAUUAUGGGAAGUAAACCUGACGUUUAUGACUUUCACACACAAUUUGUGAUUGAGGUUUUAUUGUCUUUAAAUCGACUGAUCGUGUUUAUAAAUCUGAACUUUAUAUACUUUGUUUUCAGGUUGCUUGUAUAUGAUAUUGUGAUAGCAAUGUGACUUUAUCACUUUACCAAGAAAUCAACUGUUUAAGAUUCAUCAAGAUCCUGAUUUCAUGAAACUUGAAGGCAUCAAUCUAUCACCAUUUAUUUCUUAAGUUGCACAACAAUAUCUGGCACAGAAUUAAUCAAUUAUUCUAUUUUAUUUAUUUUUUUGUACUGUCAUUGUUUUGUUAGCACAAAUGUACAGUUAUUUGACAAGCCAAUAAAGCACACAGAUCUAAGCUUCAAAGCUUUAUGAUGCUCA